Molecule: messenger RNA, 2013 nt
Organism: Sceloporus undulatus (fence lizard)
Lineage: Eukaryota; Metazoa; Chordata; Lepidosauria; Squamata; Phrynosomatidae
Product: androgen-induced gene 1 protein-like
Exons: 6
Coding region: 102-809 (235 amino acids)
Cellular component (GO): membrane; endomembrane system
Source: RefSeq, a predicted model, not a curated record
CGGGCGGCUGAGCGCCAAGGAAUCCCUCCGGCGCAUGCGCGGAGGUGCCCUCCGGCGCGUGGCACACGGGCACCACUCUUGGCGCCCCCGCCUUCGCUGCCAUGGCUUUGGGGCUUCGGGCCAAGCGAGCCGCGGCGCUCCUGCACUUCCUGUGCUUGAUCUGGGCCGUUUUCGCCCUGACCCAGAACCUAGGGCUGCCCAAAUCGGUCCGCAAAGAGCAGGACAACACCUACGGGGGCCAGUGGAAGCACCUCACCUUCCUCAACCAGGUUCUGCAAGCAAUACUGUAUGUACUGUGUGUCAUAAUUGAUGGUGUAGCUCUGUGCCUCCCAUCCAAAGACAAGACUGUGUCACGAACGAUGGUGCCUAUCAGAGAUUACAUCUUCUCGGCAUUUGUAUUCCCCGUUGGCUUAUUUGUAGCUGUUGCUUUCUGGAGCCUUUAUGCAUAUGACAGAGAACUGGUGUACCCUAAAGAGCUCGAUAAUAUUAAUCCAACUUGGCUUAAUCACUCUAUGCAUACUACCAUUCUGCCGCUGCUUUUCAUAGAGCUGUUUAUAUGUGCCCAUAAGUAUCCUGGUAGGAUUAAAGGAAUUUUGGGACUUAGCUUCUUUGCACUUACAUACCUCACAUGGAUACUAUGGGUGCACCAUAAAUCUGGGAUUUGGGCAUAUCCAGUUCUAGGAGUGCUCAGUCAAUGUGGAAUGAUAGUAUUUUUCUCUGUCAUGUUCUCUGUUUUGAUAACCUUCUACUUCCUUGGGGAGCAGUUAACAAAAUGGCUAUGGGCAAGACGUAGGAAGAAGUGUACAUAGAGAGGAACCUGGAAACGGUAUAAGGUCAUUAAAAGUUGAAACUGAUUUAUGGAAGAGAGUGCAACUUUAAUCAAGAUAAAUGUGUUAAUCGUAACUGGUUCAUAAGUGUUCAGAAAAUAGCAUUUUCUCCCUUUUAUAAUUUAUAGUAAAAGCCACAAAAACAUAAAGAAGAAAUCAGAAAAAAAUCAGAAAAAUCAUGCUUAUAUCAAAAUUUCUGCUUUUAUAUAUAGAAAUUAGGUAUAUAUAUAUAAAUAGAUUGUGUACACAUAGUGUUAAUCCCUCACAUGAUAAUACAAUGUCCAAUCUGUUGGAAUAGAAUUCUUCCAAUAGUAUCAUGAGAGUAUGAGCAUUUCACAUGUAUUUAUGCACUUUUUUAAAGAAGAAAACUAUUUUUAAAAACAAUAUAAUGCAUCUAGGAACAAUGCACAGUAUCUUUCCGCUUAGUAGCCAUGUGACAGUAGGAGAAACUGUUUUAUGCUCCAGAGUCUAAAUAGGCUUUCUAAAACUGUACACAAGCCAAGAACUUUGAACUAUGCAGCUGCAACUGGCUAAAACCUCUUCUGCUUGAUAUUUCUGUCUCUACAUCAGGUUUCAGUAAUAACAGUGCAUAUAUUGGUUUCUCAUUGACUUGUUAUACAAUUGUCAAAUUUUGCCUGGAAGUUCAUCAAAGAUCAUUUCCAGAAAACAUGAAUAACUUGGUUAAAACAAGUAUGUCUCUACCAGUUGGUGAGUAGGAUUAAGGGAGUGGAUGGAAACAUUGAAGUAUGCUGCAUUUUUUCUUGUGUUUUGUGAAACCAUGGACUAGACCAGUAUACCAAUACGUCUUUAAAUGAACACAGGCUGCACUCCUAAAUGUUCCCACACGUGGAUCAAAGCAUUUCCUUUUAUUUCAAUAAUUACAGUACCUACUAGUUUUUAUGAGGUUGGUGACUUGUUACAAUAUUCUACUGCAUAAACCAUCGUAUUUCUGAUUAAGGAUAUACAUCCUUUCCCUCACAACUCCAGAACAGAAUUUCAGCAAAUACUGGAUUCUUUUCAGCUGACAUCUCUGGAAAUAAGCUGCUAAUGAACUAGUUCUUUGGAUUCCAACAUAUAGAGUGUCCCUCUGCUUUUUAAUUUCACAGUAGUAAGGAGGGAUCAUGCUAUAUUUUAUCUUACUACAAAGCCACAUCUUUGCCUCUAAAUAUAUUUUGUUACAUGGUUU